UCCCGACUCGACACUACCAAAAAGCCAGUAACAGCACUAACACUUGCCAAAAGGCCAGGAACUGGUUCUACUCACUUGCAAAGGGCCAGUAAAAACUCGAAAGCCUACUGUGACACCCUUAUUCAAGCCAGCAAAACCUAUACAUGGGCGCCUGGUUGGUUUUGGCAAAAUGUUGAUCAUCCAAGCUGCU
Molecule: messenger RNA, 190 nt
Organism: Racocetra persica
Lineage: Eukaryota; Fungi; Glomeromycota; Glomeromycetes; Diversisporales; Gigasporaceae
Source: the annotation of a GenBank genome assembly